This is a messenger RNA of Silurus meridionalis, 4765 nucleotides long. It is a transcript of the gene oma1, whose product is annotated as OMA1 zinc metallopeptidase. Gene Ontology annotation, molecular function: metalloendopeptidase activity. The record is from RefSeq and is a predicted model, not a curated record. The transcript is spliced from 8 exons. NCBI's taxonomy places the organism in Eukaryota, Metazoa, Chordata, Actinopteri, Siluriformes, Siluridae. Gene Ontology annotation, biological process: mitochondrial protein processing; protein quality control for misfolded or incompletely synthesized proteins. Gene Ontology annotation, cellular component: mitochondrial inner membrane. The coding region runs from base 1603 to 2997 and encodes 464 amino acids.
AUCUGAUGAAGACCCCUGAAGAACACUAAACAAACAGGCUUGUAAUUUAGAUUGAUAGAGGUAAAUGGUAUUACCAUGGAAGCCUUUUCACAUGACAGUUGACAGGAUCUAUGGAUUUCUGCUUCCAGCACCAAACUCAAACCAUCAGGUUUGAGUUUGAGUUUGAGUUCAAAAAGAUUUUUAAUCAGAUUAGAUAGCCAUUGCACAUGUUGGGGUGACAGGCAACGAAAUACAGUUAACCAGAAGUGCAUUGGUGGUUGUGUAAAAUAUUUCCAUAUGUACAGGUUGGUAAGGCUGUGAUAUAUGAUGAAUAUGAUAAAGAAAUGAAUGAAUAAUAUAACUAGUGUAUUGUCUUAGGCUCCUCCAGUCCAGUGUUGUUGAAUCUCCAACCAAUGCAGCUUCAGCUUUCUGUUCUUGGCUGACACAAGUGAACCUUGGCCUGGUCUUCUACUGUUGUAGCCAAUUUGCCUUAAGAUUUGUAGUGUUGUGCAUUUUGAGAUGCUUUUCUGCUCACCACAAAUGUACCCAGUGGUUGACUUGAUGUAGCCUUUCUGCCAGCUCAAGUCAGAUCGUUCUUUGUUGACCUUCUUUAUCAGUAAAACAGUUACAGAAAUAGUCAUUUACAUCUAUGCCAUUCAGCAGGCGCCUUUAUAGAGAGUCUUACAUCUAUCCAACUGAGCAGUUACUGGGGUUAAAGGCUUUGCUCAGGAGUAUCAGCUUGAUAUAGUUGGGAUUUGAACUCAAGGAUCAAGGAAAUACUUAAACCAGCAUCCAGAAACAAUAAUCUCGCCAUUCAAAUAACAUUUUAAUCCCAUUCUGAUGACUGAGGUGUACAUUACACGGUGGUGACUUGUAUCUGAAUAACAUUGCAAUCCUGUAUGUGCUUCUAUUCAACUUUUCGGCCAGCAUUGGUCGUCAUUUAUUUAGGGAUUAUAGUCGAAAUACGGUAUUCCUGAAUUAAUUAUUCUGGUCUGGGUCUCUGGAAUAAUCCUUUGAAAUGGUUUUGUAUUAAUAAAGACAUUAUAUUGUAGCUAGUUCGCUUCAUUAUAUGAAUCUGAAUAUGAAUAUGAAAGACUACACAAAAGCAAAGAUAAAUAGUGUUACUUCCAUUAUUUAAAAGAAAUGCUGUUUUAGUUGUUUGUGCCCAUUAGGGAUACAGCAUUGCACAUAGCGAAGGAAAAAAAAAGAUUAAGUAUAAAAUAAUUUGUGAUAAACCUUCCGGGUGGAACCAUAUCCACGCGCGCUGUAGCAGAAUGGACUGUUUUUGAUGUAACGCUUUUCCUGGAUGGACAGAUGGUUUGGGCAGAAGACGAGUGUAGACUGUAGUGAAACUCUUCAGUGUGACCUGAAUGAUAUUCAGAGAAUAAGUCUUUCAUAUCUGAGGGUUCCCUUCGUAGUUUUGUUGAGUGCGUCAGAUUAAAAGAAGAACGUAAAUCCCACACCGCCUUUACUUCCUGUUUUAUAUCAGCUUCAUUCUGUAGUAUAUUAUGGUACAACUUUCACUUCUGCCAAACGCGGUUACAAACACAUGCUGGCGUUUUCCGCUAAAAUACAUAGUUGCUGUAGUUUAUCAGUCUGUCCACAGUUGACAUUCCAGCCAGAAUGGCUUUAUUUUGCAUUCGUUUUGGUCAAAAGUCUCCACUGACGCUCAGUAGACUUCUGUAUCAGAGAUCAAUUCCUCACUCCUGCAGAUCCACAAAUCCAGGAUUCCUCUCUUCUGAUUUACGAUCAGACGCAAGAUUUAGUACAAAAUCUCUUAUUGAUCACAAAAGACUCUCUGUCCAUGUCCGGCAGGUUCCUGUCUUCUGUCCUGCAUUCAGCGAUCAUGUGAAGAAGUUUCACACUUCUGAAAAACUUCAGGCGCCUCCUGCAGUGGUGCUGUGGCUGCUGGUUAAACCUCUGCAGAAGAUCACAGCCAUCAUCUUGGGCAGAAGCAUCAGGAAAUGGUGGAAGGCUUUACCGCCCAAAAAGAAACAGCUCUUUCGGGAGUGGGCAUGGCAGCGGCGAUGGCAUCUGACCGGAGUUAGCACAGUGGUGUUGCUCUUCAUGGCGCUUUUCUGCUUUACCCACGUGGAAGAAAGCCCUUUGACUGGGAGAAGCAGAUUUCUCGUUUUCAGCAGGGAAAACUUUAUUAAACUGAGCGAACAUGCUUCAGAAAUGUACUUGGAAGAAUUUGAGGAUUCACUCAUCCCUGAAAAUGACCCCAGGCAUCAAGUGGUUAUGAGAGUGGUCCAACACUUAGCUGAUCGAAACCAGGAUAUUGAAGAGUUUAAAUCUGUCCCCUGGACUGUUCAUGUGAUAGAGAAGCCCAUUGCCAAUGCGUACGUCAUGCCUAAUGGGAGGAUAUUUGUCUUUACAGGAAUGCUGGAGCUUGUUGGAGACAUCCAUCAGCUGAGUAUCAUCCUGGGGCAUGAGAUGGCCCAUGCUCUGCUCGGACACGCCGCAGAGCAGGCAAGUUUGUCUCAUUUGCUGGAUUUGCUCUCCAUGAUCCUUUUGACAAUGAUUUGGGCGAUCUGUCCUCGAGACAGUCUCGCUUUGUUGGCCCAGUGGAUUCAAGGCAAACUUGUCGAGUUCUCGUUAAACAGGCCUUACAGUCGGAAACUGGAGGCAGAGGCUGAUCAAGUUGGACUGCAGCUGGCGGCUAAGGCAUGUGUGGAUGUGAGAGCCGGGCCAGUGGUCUGGCAGAAGAUGGAGUUAUUUGAGCAAAUAGCAGGAGAGCCAACCCUGCCUGAGUGGUGUUCCACUCACCCCUCCCACCGCACCCGCAUCUCAAACCUGGACCACCUCGUCCCUGAGGCUAUAGAGCUCCGUGCGAGAUGCGGCUGCCCUGCUUUUACUGAACCCGAUCCCCGGGUUGUGUUUGCCAAGGUUGCGCAACUGCUCCUGGAGGACAACGAGAACCAAAAAAACAAAGCGAAAGAGUCAAAGGAGAGAGAACGAGCAGAAGGAACCCAGCACACUCUGCUCAGUAAAAAAGACAUGGAACCUGCUGCAUAAAGACCAAAAACGAAUAGAAACCAGAAGGUACAUUUGAUUUGAUUCCGCAUACUAUUUAUCAGUACUAUGUAUAAGCAAAUUUCUCUGUUUGGUUGGUAGUAUUAACCCUGUAGAUCAGUGUUAGUGCACUGACAAUCAGACAGAAAUGUACUGUAAUAUUUAUACUGACAUAUCAUCAUGAAGUAAACAUGAAGAUGAUGGGUCUGUUUUACCCAAGAAAUGUGUGACUUUCUAGCUAAUAAUAUCAUAUUAAGGUAGCGACUGUAAGCACGGGUUUGAUUAGCUUUAAUCUUCGGAUUAGCAGAAUUGCCCCAUGCAGAUAAAGUUGUAGUUGCCUUAAUUUAUUUACAAAUAAGCCGCUAGCACUGACCUCUCCAUGGUGGUUACUGAAUUCUGAGGAAAUCUAAUGGUUUAUUUAUGCUUUAUACAUCACAGCAGUUUAUCUCUAUGCAAACUUAUUGUAGUUAUCAAAUAUAUCUAUGUAAAUAUAUUAUGCAUAGGACAUCUAGGUGCAUGUGCUUCAGAGGUGGGAAGUAAUGAACUUUCACUCAUUACAUAUUUUUACACUAAUAUCUGUACUUUUUACUUUAUAUAAAUUCAUGUUAUGAUAUAUUAGGGGUGUAACCGUGUACGUAUUCGUACAGAGAUUUUUCAGUACAGGGCUUUUGGUUCAGCGCACAUGUUUAUCGAAUGUAAUCCUUUUUACAUGCAGAGUUCCCUCAGGAACGUAUUAAGUGGCGGACAGCAAGUUUGUUUAGUUUGUCUCGGACUUUGAGCGAAUUUUUUUUAUUAUUAAUAAACUUGAAAACACACACAACAAUAUGCCGGGGUAUAAAAAAGAAACUUGAGUUUCUAACGGAAAUAAGAUCUGUAUUGCACAUACAUGAAAAUGCUAAGGAAUCUAUAGCGUUAGCCGUUAACCAGGAACCAUGGAUUCUUUAGCGUUUUAUGUCCAGCUUUAAGAAUUUCUCUUAAAAGGAGAAAAUCCUGACAAUUCCGCAUAUCCGAGUGAGUGUAUAAAUGACGGAUAGAAGACAGAGAUUUAAGUAGUAGAACUAGUAGAUCAUUUAUUAUCUAUUAUUAAAUAUUAAACGCAAAACACACACACACACAUCUGUUACCAAAAUGAGGUCUAACAAAUGUAAACUAUCUAAUAAAAUUGUUCCUAUUAUUGAAUUUGAUUUAAUCAAUGUAAAUGAUUACUCAAUUGAAUCAAUAUCAAAAUGUGUAUUGCAUUAAUUUGAUUGAUUCUAUUCUGUUUUUAUAAAAUAAUAUUUUAUAUAUUGUUUAACCAUGUUCACAAAUGUUAAUAAUAAUAAACUGCGUUAAUAAUUAAAAAACAAAACGACAGGCAAUUUUAUGUUUUGCAAACGCCCCACCCCCCACCCCCAUGUGUACCAAAAUUAAACUGAACCGUGACUUUAAAAACCGAGGUACAUACCGUACUGUGAAUUUUGUGUACCGUUACACCCCUAAUGUGUGUGUGUGUGUGUGUGUGUGUGUGUGUGUGUGUGUGUGUGUGUGUGUGUGUGUAGAAAAAAAAAAUUAUUAGUGUGAUGCAUAGAAUUUCUCUUUGAUAACUUUGUUUAAAGUAAAAAAAAAAGAACAGGCAAUAAAUGUACAUUUUUGUAUCAAAUUAUUUACAUGGAAAGAAAAACUUCUGUCUAUUUUCUUUCUUUUAAAGCUGUGAAAUAUACCUAAUGUGCAGGUUGUAGCUCUGGUGAAAGGAAAAGGAAUUAAAAAACAAUAAACAUUUCUAUUCUUGCCA